AUGGGGCAGGCCAACAUCUGCGGCGCCCGCGGCGCUGUCGGCCCUGCUCCCGCCAUGCAGGCACAGCCCGGGGCCCCUGGCCCCGUGGCUCCUGGUGCCCGUCGCGGGCUCUGGCGCAGGGCAGCCUCCCGGCCCCCGCCGCCCCUCGGCACCUUCGUCUGCAGUGGGAGCACCCAGCUCCUGCUCACCCUCCCUGCGCAGGUGACGCGGCACCAGCGCACGCGCCAAAGGCACCUCCUGCUCUUCCCCCACGCGGUCGCCAUCGCCAGCUUCAAGUGCGGCUCCAUCUUCUGGCUGAAGCACCGCGUGCGGCUCAGCGAGCUCUGGGUGCUGUGCAGCGAGGAGGCAGCCACAGCCAGGCCUGAGGAGGAGGAGGAGGAGGUCUUUGGCCUCAAGUGCAGCCGCACCCUCAUCCUCGUCUGGCCCACCAACCUCUGCGUGGUGACCUUUGGGUCGCAGGAGGCGAAGCAGCUCUGGCUGGACACGAUGCUCCGGCAGAGCCCAGGAGCCCCAGGAGCCAGGCUCACCCGACUGCCCUCCCUGCAGCUCCUCACCAAGGUCAUUGGCUUCUACAGUCCCGUAAGUGUCCUCACACUCGCCGCUCUGCCCCAACAGUGGCUCACCUUCCCCAAACCCACCCUCGCACAAGUUUCUCAUGGCGCCUCUUUGCUCUCUUGCCUAGGAGAUGUCACUGACAGCGGCGACCGUGGAGACGCUGAUUUCGGUAGAGCCCUUGGACCACCCCCGCUUUUCCUGGCAGCCUCUCCCACAUGCCUGCAUUGCUGCAGCAACAUCGCUGGAGCAGCUCCCUCGAGGCCCCCACUGAGGAGGGGCGGCUCUGUAACCAUCAGCCCUUUCUCACAGGCUGACGCCAAGAAAGGCCCCCGCUUGGACCCUUCCGACGGCGAAGAGGCACUUGGCCACUCGGCUGCAGAGGGAGCGAAGGCAAGAAGGCAGGUGAUCUCCUGGCCACUUGCUCGGCGAGGAACCUCUGCCAGCAGGGCCUGCCCUGUCCCAGGGCAGCUCGCCUCUGGCCCCAGGGCGGCUCUCUUUGGCCAGCCUCUGGCAGCUCUCUGCGGGCAAGACGGGGGCCUGCCCCAGCCAGUCCAGGAGCUCCUGGCUAUACUGUAUGAGAAAGGGCCUGCCACCGAGGGCAUCUUCAGGAAGGCGGCGAGCGAGAAGGCCCGCAAGGAGCUGAAGGAGGUCCUAAACCAGGGCAAGAGCGCUGACCUGGACAGCAGACCCGUGCACCUCCUGGCAGUGGUGCUGAAGGACUUUCUUCGGGAUAUCCCCUCCAAACUCCUCGCGGACAGCCUCUACGAGGAGUGGAUGCAAGCGCUGGAGAAGCCAAGCCAGCAGGACAAAAUUGACAAGCUGAAGGAGGUGGCCGACAGCCUGCCCACAGCAAACCUCCUGCUGCUCCAGCGCUUGCUCACUGUGCUGCGUCACAUCAGCGAAAACGUGGAGACCAGCAAGAUGGACACCAGCAACCUUGCGAUCUGCGUGGGGCCAAAUAUGCUGAGCCCCGGCACGGACAACGUGCUCACGCUGGCAGAGCUGAAGGAGAGGAACGACAAGGUGACAGCCCUGGUGGCGUUCCUAAUAGACAACUGCCGAGCAAUAUUUGGGGAGGACAUCACCUUGCCCUUCAGUCCCUCGGCCCAGGAGUCACCGGAGCACACCAACAGCUCCACAGGUAGGAGGAGGCACUGAUGGUUGUGCCAGGCCAGGGCUGCUGGUUUGCAGUCUUGCCUUGCAUAGCAGAAGACAGAAGGCUGUGGCAAUGCAGAGAGCUGCAGACACUUGAACAUGGUAGUGCAGUGGUUGCCCCCUGGAACACUUUCCAAAGGACAGCACUCCCAGAACAGCAUUCCUCCCAGAUGGGAAACGUCUGUGCACUUCUGCUCCUCUCCUAGUUGCUAACGCUGGCCUAGAAGUGCACUCUCACAGGACAUUGUCCUCGGGGGUCCUUGUUUUCCUAGGGUGCGUGGUUCCACAGCGAAAGCCCCCUUGUAUCUUCAGGUGGCCCCUAACAA
Dromaius novaehollandiae (emu) is the source of this 2036-nucleotide messenger RNA. RefSeq names its product rho GTPase-activating protein 20-like. NCBI's taxonomy places the organism in Eukaryota, Metazoa, Chordata, Aves, Casuariiformes, Dromaiidae. Gene Ontology annotation, biological process: signal transduction; regulation of Rho protein signal transduction. Bases 1 to 1713 code for a protein of 570 amino acids. The record is from RefSeq and is a predicted model, not a curated record. Gene Ontology annotation, molecular function: GTPase activator activity. The transcript is spliced from 10 exons.